UUUCUCUGAUAGUCUGCGCAUCUCUCAUCCUCGUUUCAGUCCCUGCGGUUUAAGGCUCAGCUUCGUCGUUUAUCUCUGACAUUUGCGUUCUUUAAAAUUUUAAAAUCGACACUGCAACAAACAGCAACAUCGAAUAAUAAAAAUAGAGCGUUGCUUUUCAUGAACAUUUCGUGAAAUAGCCGAAUUAAAUCCACCUGCGACACAAUCCAAAACGUGGAGACUGCGGUUUUUUUUGUUUGUUUUUUUGUUUUGUCUUUCUUGCUUCUUGAUAGAAAAAAAUAUAUAAAUAAACAAACAUGAAAACCAAAUUUAUCAACGGGGUUUCGUCUUCCCCUUCUAUGUCGCUGGGCCUCCUGGUGACUGCGAACGCUCUGCAUGUCCAGCCCGACACCCAGGAGGACUCCAGGGAGCUUGUCCGCCCCGAACAGCCGGACCUGGAGACCCGUCGCAAGGCUUAUUUGUGGUGCAGGGAGUUUCUGCACGGAGCCUGGAAAGGACUGGCCGAGGAGGACUUCGAGAUCACCAUCAUAAGAGGGGGGCUGAGCAAAAAGCUCUUUUUGGGCAGCCCCCCCGACUCCCUAGGUUCGGUCGGGGACGAGCCGAGGAGCGUCCUGCUGCGCCUCUAUGGGGCCAUCCUGCAGAUGUCCUGUAAUAAAGGGGACUCCCGACAGUCAAACAAAGAGAAUCACUUCCAAGGAGCAGAGGCCAUGGUUCUGGAGAGCGUGAUGUUCGCCAUCCUGGCUGAGAGGGAGCUGGGUCCGAAACUCUACGGCAUUUUCCCUCAGGGUCGCCUGGAGCAGUAUGUCCCCAGCCGUAAACUGGACACCUGUGAGCUAAGUGACCCCAGCAUCUCCGCUGAGGUGGCCCAGAAGAUGGCCAGGUUCCACGGGAUGAGGAUGCCCUUCAACAAGGAGCCAAAGUGGCUGUUUGGGACCAUGGAGAAGUACCUGAGCCAAGUCAUGAGGCUGAACUUCACCAGAGAGUCCCAUCUGCGCCGCUUCAACAGCAUGCUCGCCUACAACCUGCCGCAGGAGAUGGAAACGCUAAAGUUGCUGCUGGAGUCCACACACUCCUCUGUGGUGUUCUGCCACAAUGACUGCCAAGAAGGAAACAUCCUGCUCCUGAAGGGCCGCCACAGCUCAGACAAACAGAAACUGAUGCUGAUUGACUUUGAAUACAGCAGCUACAACUACAGAGGCUUUGACAUCGGCAACCAUUUCUGCGAGUGGAUGUAUGACUACACCUGCGAAGAGUUUCCCUUCUUCAAAGUUGAUACCCAGAACUACCCUUCAAAGGCCCAGCAGCUUCACUUCAUCGAGAGCUACCUGCGCGAGUCUGACCAGGGCUUUGACAACCUGAGCGAAGAGCACCAGAUGAAGCUGAAAGAGGAGCUGUAUGUGGAGGUCAACAGGUUCUCACUUGCAUCUCACUUCUUUUGGGGCUUGUGGUCCAUCAUCCAAGCGAGACUCUCAACCAUCGAGUUUGGAUACCUGGAGUACGCCCAGGCCAGGUUUGACGCCUACUUCCAGCAGAAGAUGAUCUGGGCCGCCUAAUGCAGCAGGCGACUGGAUGAUUACACAACACAUUGAGCCAAAAUGUCAGCAAGAGGGCACAAAAAGCUGAAAAAAAGAUUCAAAGAUCCACGCUUUACCUACUCUCCCCAUCUUUAAAGGGGAUUUUGCUGCCUCGUGUUGGUGUUUGGUCGACCAAAGCCAAAACUUAAUCCAGUGGCUAGGCUCUUGAGUUUACACCUCCAAAUCAAACGCAGUUCAAAGUUUACAAUGUAGCUACACAAAGGCCAACCGAAAAAGGAAAGGCACUGACUUCUACUAACCUUCAUUGCCGCUCAGAUGUCCUCUCUGCUUCUGCUGGACCGUACUGCUAGCAUGAUGGAUUUGAGUAGGUGAACGGCAGAUUUGGGGGUACUGCUAGAGCGGAAACGUUAACAUUGCAUCAAUGUGUAUGUAUAGAUCAUUCUCUGAUGGAGAUGCUCUAUGGGAAGGAACCAAAACGCAGACUACUCUGCAUAGUUUUGCUCACCGAGGCAGCCAGUUGCUAACUAUGUGUAUUAUAAUAUAUUAUAUAGAGUUCAAUGUGCCAGUAGCCUGUCUAACUGAUGAUGGGCUGAAGGGGUUGGUGAAAUUAUGACUUGAUUUAGAGAUUUUUCUGUACACUUUUGCUGUGAUUUCCUUUUUUUUUUCUUUUAUUUGGGUGUGUUUGUCAUUGUCAGACCAGAACUUUUUAAAGAUGUGAAUACUUUCCUCCAGAUGAUACUCGAAUGCGCAAAUUCGUCAGGUGUCAGUUUUGCUUAUGCCUGAGUCUUUGUGACAUCCUUACUAAUCGUACUCACAACUGGGCUUUAUAUUUUUUUUAAAGCAGAAGUAUGGAGUGUUUAAAAGUGUUUUACUUUAUUUAAGUGACCAAUAGAUACACAUCUCUGUACAAUUUACUGAGCCAAAUACCCUAGCAUGUUUUUAUGAACAUUGCUGCUAAACGCCACAUUGACAAUUGUAGAGACAGCUUUACAUAGAGCGCUGCUUCUUUCUUUCUAAUAAUGGAUUCUUGGUGAUUGGUCACUCGUGUGUUGACACAAGUGCCUGGUACCACGCUGCCUCUUCAUUGUGCUCUUCAUCCAGAGUAAUGACACUGGCAGUCGAGGCAUCAAAGCUAAUCUGUUUUGCACAAACCCACUAAAGUAAAAGUUGUAAAUAAUUACUGUGUAAAAGAGGUAGUUGACAGAUUUCUACAAUUUAGAGACCUAGGUUAUGUUAAAAAUUCAAGCUUGUAUUAUAAUCUGUGCUUUCAGUCGUGGUGAAAAUUGUACUGCAUUUGGUGACGGAAAUGAAAACAGAAAAGGGCAAACGGUCUCUCAACUAUUGCGCUGUUGAGUAGCAAACAUGGAUCCGAAUGUCGAAACCGGAGAAAUAUAAUCACUGCACUAAAUCGAUAGACUCCAAACACCAAUUAUACAUGUAUUGUAGUUAAAUGCAGUAUUUAGUUUCUUGUGUUUAGUUGUUUUUCAUACCCUCUGUUUAAUCGGCACACUGGGCUUCCCUUUAACGUGGUUCCUACAAUGUUGAAGUUUGUUUCCAUUCUUAAUUUCCGUAUUUUGUUUUUUUUUUAAUGGAUAUAAAAAACGUGAUGUUUUUUUUUUUUUUCAAAUAAUAAUGAAUGGGAUUUCUGUAUUACUCCAUGUUAAAAUGACAUUUUUUUUAUUUUUGAUUUGUCAUAUCAUAUUGUGAAAUUAAUUUUAUAACCAUAAGUAUUUAGCUUUUUAAGUCAUCAAUAUCUGCAGACGUAUUUAAAAAAAAAAAUCAAAAAUGGAAAUUUCUGUUAUUUAUUUAUUUUUUUUGUCCUGGCUUGAGUACAGAAUUUAAACUGGACUGUUUCCUAAACUCAGUCUACUUCAGAUUAAUCAGGAAAAGGGCUGAACAGCUACUUUUUAGUUUUUUAUAAACUGAAUAAAUGUAUCCAAAAAUUCACAAAUUGUGCUUGGUAAAAUCGGAGAAACCCUCACAGCACUUCCCUAUUCAAAGCAGCUUUUUUUAAACCUAUUUGGCCAAAUGAAUAAAAACUAAAAUUUUCCUCAACUUAAAGAUGACUACUUUUUAAAUUGGACUUUUUAAUAAAGGAUAAGGAAAAGCUAAUCAUAACAAAGAUAAUUAGUCUUUCUUGAACGUUGAGACGCACUGUAGCACUGUUGUUUUAUUUAUUCUGUUAUACCUCUAUACUAACACAAAAUAUUCCCUAUGGAAAGUUAGCAGACUCUACUUUUUACAUUUGAACACUUUUACCCACCUUGUGAACAGUUCCUUAUUUGGGACAUGCUGACAGUUGCUAAUGCUAGUCUAAAGUUCAAUGCCAUUAAUCCACCAGGCACGCUGUGAAAAUAAAUACGUCACUUGGUGUAUGCAAGAUUUAAACAUUUACUUAGUCUGUCAUUUUUUGCUUGGUUUCUAAUUUCUGUCCCAUUGUCAGAGAAACUUGGUUAAUCUAAGCUGCGUACAUUUUUGCCUUAUUCGUCUCCUUCAUCUGAUUGUAUGUGAAUACUUUGGUGGGCAUCAUGAAAAAGGCGAGCUAUAUAAAAGCUGCAGUGAUUGUAGUCAAAACCUUUUGAGCACUGUGAAGCAUAACAACAACUGAUCACUACACCGGAAGCUAAAAACUAGAUUCGAACAUCGAUUGUGGCACUUUUGAAACGUUAUAAAAGAAGAAAAAGAAAGGAAAAAACAAAAGCAGGGUUUCUGAACUGUGACUUUGGAGUUAUUUAAAUGUUAGUUGUACUUUUGCUUAUGUAUUUAUAUUUACUUUUUAACGUGUUUCAUAUGUAGAUUUAUUUUUAUUUUGAUAGAUCAUACUUGAUGUCCACCGUCAGAAUGUGCAAGGGGUUGUACUGGACAGAUAUUUAAUUUUCUUUUUCUUUUUUUUUUUUUAAAGUUGCUGGUACAUCUUUACUGUCUGUAUCACUUGUGGGAUUUCCUUUAAGCUAACCCGAAAUAUUAUUUUGUUUUAGACAUUGCCUUUUAUUCCUUUGUUCCUCUUGUAAUGUCAUUGUUUAUUUAAAAGAAAAAAAACAUCUUGAUGAGUAAAACGCUACAUUCCAUUCAUGUUUUAUUUUAUUUUUUUAAAGUGGGAUCACACACACAAUGAACCUUGAGACCCAAAGGUUGGUUUUUAAUGGUUCUCUCAGUCAAACUGUAACUAGACUCUGGUCGCUGAACAAACACACCCACUCUGUAUAUAUUUAAUGUAAUAUUCUCUAACAAAUAACAAGUAGAAAAAAAUAUUCAAAGACAAAUAAUGAAAAACGUUUUACCCUGUCAUCAUUGCUGCUGCACAGUGCUGUGAAAAAGUAUCAUCCCCUUACAGAUUUCUUCUAUUUUUGCUGGUUUUCAUAAAAAAAAAAAAAUUCUUAUCACAUGGAAAAAUAAAAAAGUAGUUGAUUUCAGUUAUUUGUGAAAAAGUACUGGAGUCAACCUAGCGAAGACGGAAUUGCCCCUUACACCAGUGUUUCUCGAUUUGGGUCCUCGGGGACCACUGCCCUGCAUGUUUUAGGUGUUUCCCUUCUUCCACACCUGACUUAAAUAAGUGGGUGAUUAACAGGCUGCAGAAGCACUAGAUAGAAGGAGUGAAGGUCAUGCAAACAUUUAAGUAAGGCGUUCUGGAAGAGAGACACGUCUAAAAUAUGUUAAACCUAACAACUGGUUGUCCCCACCUUUUGCAGAAAUGUUUUAAGUCAGCCAUAUUGCAGAGGUUUCCACCUGAAUGGCUUGUUAAAAGUCAUGCUGCAAUAUUUCAAUGUGAUUCAAGACUUUGACUAAACCACUUCAAAACCUUUUGUAUUUAUCAAUUCCCGCCCCCCCCCCUCCCAAUUGGUUAAUGUUAGUUUAGGGAGCUGUUUUCCCACAAAACAUUUGAAAAUGUCUUCUUUUUAAAAAAGUUUUAUUCAGGCUGUCAUUGUCAAAGUCAGUUCUUCAUCUGAAAACAAAUCAAAAGAAAUCUGCAAGGUGGCAAAUACCUCUUUCGCUGCGCUGCACAUUACGGUGUUCUAUUCUUUGAUGAUGACCACAAAUAUUCUGUGUCUUUACUCACCCUUGUCAUCUAUGCAGCUAUAACUGAAUGCAUAUGUACUCACAGCAACUCGCUCUGUAAUCGGAAACGUUUUUGUUAAACUGCAGCAGCACUGAAAUGACUGUAAAUCUAUGCUUUGCACAAAUAAAACUGAAAAGAUAGAGAA
Molecule: messenger RNA, 5737 nt
Organism: Poecilia reticulata (guppy)
Lineage: Eukaryota; Metazoa; Chordata; Actinopteri; Cyprinodontiformes; Poeciliidae
Gene: chka
Product: choline kinase alpha
Biological process (GO): phosphatidylethanolamine biosynthetic process; CDP-choline pathway
Cellular component (GO): cytoplasm
Molecular function (GO): ethanolamine kinase activity; choline kinase activity
Source: RefSeq, a predicted model, not a curated record